Talaromyces stipitatus ATCC 10500 is the source of this 1877-nucleotide messenger RNA. RefSeq names its product MFS multidrug transporter, putative. The transcript is spliced from 3 exons. Gene Ontology annotation, biological process: transmembrane transport. The coding region runs from base 1 to 1698 and encodes 565 amino acids. The record is from RefSeq and is a predicted model, not a curated record. Lineage: Eukaryota; Fungi; Ascomycota; Eurotiomycetes; Eurotiales; Trichocomaceae. Gene Ontology annotation, molecular function: transmembrane transporter activity.
AUGGAUUUAGAGGCUAUGUCGUUCUAUGACUCGCAGACCACUACACCUACGAGGUCUAGCUUGGAUUAUAGCUACCAAAAUGGCCACGACGAUGAAAUUAACCGUUUAGAGACUAUACCGAGUGUGCUGGAUAGCAAUGGCGAAAAACACGUGCGCCGUCCCAGCCCUAGCCGCUCCCGAAGAAGCUCGGACACGAGGACCAUACAACAAGAGGAUGUGGAAAAACAAGCCGGAUACACGACCGGAGACGGAAAAGAGAGCGAGACAAGCGACGAUGCAGCUCCGGAGCCCACCAGAGACCCCAACUUAGUCGAAUGGGACGGUCCUGAUGACCCCGAAAACCCUCAGAAUUUCCCUGUGGCCAGGAAGUGGACUAUCACUAUGCUACUUUCUUUCCUUACUAUCUGGGUUACCUUCUCGACCAGCGUGUUUAGUCAGGCCACCCGAAUCACGGCCGCUGAGUUUGGCGUGUCUGAUGAGGUUAUGAUCCUGGCAACUAGUCUACCACUCUUUGGCUUUGCUCUCGGCCCGUUACUAUGGGGCCCCUUUUCCGAGCUCUUCGGCAGAAAGAGACCAUUGUUUUUCGGCUUCUUUGUCUUUAUCAUCUUCCAAAUUCCCGUCGCCGUGGCUCAAAAUGUCGAGACCAUUAUGCUUUCUCGCUUUUUCAUCGGAUUCUUUGGUUGUGCUCCCUUGGCGAUUAUCGGGGGUGCCCUAGCUGACCUUUGGGACCCUAUCGAUCGAGGUGUAGCGGUUGCCACGUUUGCUGGAGGUACCUUCGGCGGCCCUACUUUGGGCCCGAUUCUCGGUGGCUUCAUUGUUCAGUCUCAUCUGGGCUGGAGGUGGACAGCCUGGAUCACCAUGAUUGCUGGCGGAGCCUUCAUGAUCAUCGCCUUCAUCUUUGUUCCCGAAACAUACCCGCCCGUCCUCCUUCAGAGGCGAGCAGCUCGUCUACGUAUAGAGACGAAGAACUGGGCGUACCACAGCAAGCUGGACGAGAACCCUCCCACGGCUGGAGACAUUCUUACGCGCUAUGUCGGGCGUCCUUUUGAGAUGCUUUUCCUAGAACCUAUCCUGCUUUGCAUUACUAUCUACCUUGCUCUGAUCUACGGGAUUCUGUACCUGCUUUUCGAGGCCUACCCCUACUCCUUCCAGGGAGUUCGUGGUUGGAAGAGCGCCGGAGUGGCUGCCUUGCCAUUCUUGGGUAUCUUGAUUGGAGUCUUUCUUGGAUGUGCUUAUAUCGUCUACUUAACCAAGACCAGAUUUGCACGGAAAAUGAGGAAACAUGGCGUUGUCCCCGAAGAACGUCUCGUGCCCAUGUUCCUUGGCUCCGUUCUCCUGCCUAUUGGAUUGUUCUGGUUUGGCUGGACAUCAAACAAACAUGUCAGCUGGGUGCCCCAAGUCCUUGCCGGCAUCCCCAUCGGAGCCGGUAUCCUCAUCAUUUUCAUGCAGGGAUUGAACUACAUGAUCGAUGUGUACUUGAUGUUUGCCAAUUCUGCCAUUGCCGCCAACACCCUGUUCCGAAGCGCCUUGGGUGGUGGUUUCCCACUCUUUGCGACGCAGAUGUACAAAACCCUCGGUGUCCCUUGGGCAACUAGUCUCUUGGGAUUCUUGACUGCGGCCAUGGUCCCUAUCCCGGUUUUGUUCUAUCUCUAUGGAGCCAAGCUUCGCGCCCUGAGUCGCUUCAACCCGAGGUUGUGAUUCGCUUUGUAUCCUCUCUCGCAUGGUCUAAAACACCAUAUAUUGCACUGUAUAAUAGUUGGUUUGCAUUGGGUCGGCUUCAGCGUCCUUUUUGAUUUUGAUUGCAUGGCAUUGAUAGAUUGCAUGUAUGAUGAGCGGCAUUAUUGUAGGUGUACGCAAUAAUAAAUAUUCUCCUCUGU